Messenger RNA from Cryptotermes secundus, 1917 nucleotides. Its product is annotated as solute carrier family 23 member 2. Lineage: Eukaryota; Metazoa; Arthropoda; Insecta; Blattodea; Kalotermitidae. The transcript is spliced from 13 exons. The coding region runs from base 63 to 1769 and encodes 568 amino acids. Gene Ontology annotation, biological process: transmembrane transport. The record is from RefSeq and is a predicted model, not a curated record. Gene Ontology annotation, cellular component: membrane. Gene Ontology annotation, molecular function: transmembrane transporter activity.
CGUGUUACGUUGUGGCUUUCUUAAUAACAGAGGAGAAAAAACAGAGCUUCAUUAGCGGCAAUAUGGAUCCCUGCGCCAUGGGCAGCUCGAACCAGCUAGUCCUCUCGAUUGUUGGGGCUGGGGAGGAUGUCGAACCGAAGAAUGACCUCGGUACCCCUCGCAGCUGCCAGGAAAGGGAGAGGAGGAAGGCAGACAUCACAUAUGGCAUUGACGAUAUUCCACCUUGGUAUCUUUGUAUCUUCAUGGCGCUCCAGCACUAUCUGACGAUGAUAGGUGCCAUAGUAUCCAUCCCAUUCAUCCUGACGCCUGCGCUCUGCAUGAAAGAUGACGACCCUGCUCGAAGCCAUAUCAUAUGCACCAUGAUCUUUGUGACAGGGAUUGUGACAUGGCUGCAGUCCACCUUCGGAUGCAGGUUGCCUAUUGUGCAAGGAGGCACAAUCUCUUUCCUAGUUCCCACUUUGGCCAUUCUCAAUUUGCCACAGUGGCGUUGUCCAGACUCAGAAGUGCUGGAAGCAAUGUCUCAUGAGAACAGAACAGAGCUAUGGCAGAUACGAAUGAGGGAGCUGUCAGGUGCCAUAGCCGUCUCGGCUAUCCUCCAGGCCACUAUCGGCUAUCUGGAAAGAAAGAAAGAAACACAUUCAAAAACUGUAUUUCGCUUAACUUCUUCAAUUGCUUUCAGUACGAUCCUGCUGCUGACCGUGUUCUCACAGUGUCUGCCUGAAGUGCCAAUACCAAUACCAAGUUAUAAACGUAACCAGGGCUUUGUCAUAAUCUGGUUCCAUCUCUUCAAGCUUUUUCCUGUGCUACUGACCAUCAUGAUAAUGUGGGGAGUGUGUGGCCUGCUCACUUUGUCUGGAACAUUUCCAGUAGGUCAUCCCGCCAGAACGGACGUCAAACUGCGGAUCAUACACGAUUCGCCUUGGUUUCGCUUCCCCUAUCCAGGGCAGUGGGGUGUGCCGACAGUCACUGCAGCAGGUGUGCUGGGAAUGCUGGCAGGCGUCUUGGCUUGCACUGUAGAGUCUAUCAGUUACUACCCCACUACAGCAAGGAUGUGCGGAGCACCCCCACCACCCGUUCAUGCCAUAAACAGGGGCAUCGCUACAGAAGGAUUGGGCACUAUCUUAGCAGGAAUCUGGGGUAGUGGAAAUGGCACCAACACAUUUGGAGAGAAUGUGGGUGCAAUUGGAGUCACAAAGAUUGGCAGUAGGCGAGUAAUCCAGUAUGCUGCUUUCUUGAUGAUAAUCCAGGGUCUUAUCAGCAAGUUUGGGGCAAUUUUCAUUAUAAUUCCACAGCCAGUAGUGGGAGGAAUGUUCUGUGUCAUGUUUGGUAUGAUUGCAGCUUUCGGACUGUCAGCUCUGCAGUAUGUGGACCUAAACUCGGCACGCAAUCUCUAUAUUAUUGGAUUCUCCAUUUUCUUCUCUCUGGUUCUUCCUAAAUGGAUGGUGUCUCACCCACAUGUAAUUCAGACUGGUAAUGAAACUGCUGACAGCAUUAUCACUGUCCUACUCAGCACAAGUAUCCUGGUAGGGGGGAUACUUGGUUGCUUGUGUGACAAUCUCAUACCAGGUACAGCUGAAGAACGUGGCCUUACCGCUUGGCACCAACAGAUGAAGUUAGAAGCUGAAGAAGGUGAUACAACCAGCACAUACGACUUCCCUGUGGGGAUGGGAUUGGUCAGAAGAUGCAAUUUUUUCUCCUACCUACCUUUCAUGCCUACAUACAAACCAAGAAAUCUGAAAAAAUGUGGUGCCAAGAAAGGACAUAAAUGAAAGUGCAGAAGAUAUAGAAGAAGAUGGCUCAUUAUAUAAUAUUGUACAUUGUAGAUGCAAAUUUAUCCCCUACUUAUUUGUGUCGCCAACACACAAAGAAAGAAAGGAGCAAAUCUGAAAAUAAAAGAACAUAAAUAAAGCGAGAAAG